Messenger RNA from Ictalurus furcatus (blue catfish), 1116 nucleotides. Its product is annotated as piwi-like protein 1. Gene Ontology annotation, molecular function: piRNA binding. Gene Ontology annotation, cellular component: P granule. The coding region runs from base 1 to 612 and encodes 203 amino acids. The record is from RefSeq and is a predicted model, not a curated record. Lineage: Eukaryota; Metazoa; Chordata; Actinopteri; Siluriformes; Ictaluridae. The transcript has 6 exons. Gene Ontology annotation, biological process: regulatory ncRNA-mediated gene silencing.
AUGGUAACUGCACUCACUUUAAAUCGUGUGUGUAAGGUGGUUGUGAUCCUCUCAACCAACCGUAAGGAUAAAUACGAUUGCGUGAAGAAGUACCUGUGUGUGGACUGUCCCACUCCAAGCCAGUGUGUGGUGGCUCACACCCUCAGCAGACCUCAGACCCUCAUGACCAUAGCCACAAAGAUCUCCUUGCAGAUGAACUGCAGGAUGGAAGGAGAGCCGUGGAGCGUCGAGAUCCCGUUGAAGCACCUGAUGAUGUUGGUAUCAACUGCUACCACAACAGUGCCGCAGGAAAGAGAUCCAUCGGUGCACUGGUGGCCAGCCUCAACCCGGGCAUGUCCAGCUGCGCUGAAGGCCUACUUCAAAUACAACGAAUGUUUGCCGUCACGCAUGGUGGUGUACCGAGACGGCGUGGGCGACGGCGUGCUGCUGAGCGUAGUCGACUACGAAGUGCCUCAGUUUACGCAGUCCAUCAAGGCCAUGGGUGAAGAUUCCGCACCCAAACUGACCGUGUUGGUGGUGAAGAAACGCAUCUCUUCCAGAUUCUUCGCUCUCCUUGACGCCAGACCGAGCAACCCUCCUCCCGGAACAGUCAUAGACGCCGAAGUCACGUGACCCGAGUGGUACGACUUCUUCAUCAUGAGUCACAAAGUGCGCUUCGGCAGUGUGGCCCCCACUCACUACAACGUGGUGUAUGACAGCAGUGUCCUCAAAUCAGAACACAUGCAGAGACUCACCUACAAACUCUGCCACAUGUAUUACAACUGGCAGGUGAAAGCCACACACACACACACACACACACACACACACACACACACGUUCAUACGGGAGGAGGGUUGCUCAGUCAACGAUUUUCAUUAUCGAUUAUUAUCAACUAUUAUGGAUUAGAUGUUGCAGCUCUAUUUGCAACACAUUAUACUAAGAAUUGUGUGGUAUUUGAAGAUGUUUGUUCAAGGUAAUGCAGUUAAUACCCAUUGCAGUUCUUUAUACUUCGGGGUUAUUACUCAGAUUAUAAAUGUAUUUGAGUGAGGACAUUUAUCACCUGUGUGCUUUUUCUGCAUUGUUAUUAGCAUAUGUACUGUAUGAUUUAGUAAAAUAAUCAUUAGCCAUUACGUUGUU